AUAUAACUGAUAAGAUUAAAAUUUAAAUGGUUUUUUUUUAAAUGAUCUUAAACUAAAUAAUUUAAUUGUAAUUAAGUAUUAUAAGUGUUAAUUCGUCGUUUGUGAUUGUAUACUGAAGUGUUUCAUUCUUUUGACAGUCAUGGACGACCAUCACAUCAAAGUUGAUCUAUUGAAAUUGUUGGACGAAAACUGUUUGACAGUAGCGCAAGGGACAUCUGACCACAAAAACUUAUUAUUUGUUGUUAAAAAAUCGUCGGCCAUUGAGAAAUUAGAAGAAUUCGCUAGUUGUUAUGCAGACAGGAUUAACGUGAAAAUUGCCAUAGUUGAAAACUUGAAUCUCGAAGUGUCCAAAGGGUCAUUGUACAAUGCCAUUCUGUCAAGCUUUGAUGUGGAUGACAAUAUUUCAUCUAAUCUGAGCUUAAUAUCGACAUACACCUCAUUGCUGGUUGCUGGAGGCACACUGAUGGCAAAAACCACAGUUGGCACCGAAGAAACACUGGUGAAGCAUAUGAAAUUAUGCGGAUUUCUUAAUGUUACAGUGAGCAAAUCCAUUCCAGGAAUGGUCAUUGGAAAUAUGCCCACAUACAAAGUUGGUACCAGCGAUAAAGUCACUUUGAUUCCAGGGACAAAAGAAAAUGUAAUUUCAGCAUGGAAGUUGGACGAUAAUAAUUCAGAAACAAUAUCUGAAGACGAUUUAUUAGAAGCUGAUGACUUAAAAAAACCAGAUACUUCCUCACUCAGAGUGUGCGCUACUACCAAAAAGGCUAAAGCAUGCAAAGACUGUACUUGUGGAUUGGCAGAAGAACUCGAAACAAAUCGUCUCAAGGACACACCCAAACCAGACACUUCUAACGCCAAAUCAUCUUGUGGAAGUUGUUAUUUAGGCGAUGCAUUUCGCUGUGCUAGUUGUCCAUAUCUGGGUAUGCCAGCUUUUAGACCCGGUGAAAAAGUUCAACUCUCUGGAAACUUGUUACAGGAUGAUUUAUAAUUGACACAUUCUGUUAACAGCACUCAUAGAACUAGAAUAUUUAUUUAAUGGUAUUUUAAUUAUAUUGUGUAUAAAAAUAUCAAAAAAUACGGUGAUUGAAAUAAAUAAACAUGAUUUUUUUUUUAUUAUUA
Messenger RNA from Rhopalosiphum maidis (corn leaf aphid), 1119 nucleotides. It is a transcript of the gene CIAPIN1, whose product is annotated as anamorsin homolog. Gene Ontology annotation, cellular component: cytoplasm. Gene Ontology annotation, molecular function: iron-sulfur cluster binding. The record is from RefSeq and is a predicted model, not a curated record. The coding region runs from base 140 to 988 and encodes 282 amino acids. NCBI's taxonomy places the organism in Eukaryota, Metazoa, Arthropoda, Insecta, Hemiptera, Aphididae. Gene Ontology annotation, biological process: iron-sulfur cluster assembly. The transcript has 6 exons.